AUGAAUUGUAUUAAAAUCAUUAAAAGAACUGGCAGUGAUGACUUCAUUGGUGUGUAUCAUGUAUAUAAAGAUAAUGUACCUAGAGUUAAUUUGGCUAUAUCCAAUGAUUUACUUGAAUGGACAUGGCUUAAAGAAUUAGCUGUUCAUGGUUCACAACCAACUAUUGCUGUUCCAGCUGAUCAACCACAAGGAUAUAUCGUUGCAUGGGAAGAAACACCUAGUAGUCAUUUGAAUUUUGCUUUCUAUAUGACAUGGGAUGAUCUUAAGACUGGUAAUGCUGAAAAAAUGCAUGAAGUUAAACGUACAUUGUCUGCUUGUGCUGAAGGUACUCCUAAUAUUUAUGGUGAGCCAACACUAGAUAAUAUUGAUGUUGGAUUUCAUUUUUCUCAUGACUGUACUCUCGAUCGACAAGCACGUGCUACCUUAAGAAAUUUUAGUAUGUGGACUGAUAUUCGAAAACAACCAGAUAUUGACAAUGCUUUAAUUCACUACUUUGUACGAGGUAAUAUUCGCGAUCGAGAUGCAUUAUUCGAUUUUGAUGGUUAUGCAUUCACUAUCAUCGAAGGACAAUUUCAGCCGAAAUCUAUGAAUACUUGGCGUAUAUUUGUGUUUGAUCCACAGACAAAUACUGCUGAUCAAGUACCGCUUGUAACUGAAAGAAGAAGUCAAACAUUUACUAAUCCAACAAUGACAUUAACAACACUGAAUGGACAACGUAUUCUACUGAUCACUCUCUUCAUACGUCCUGAAAAAGCGGGCCAAGGUGAAACGGGUCAACUUAUUUACUAUCGCAAAUUUUGA
This is a messenger RNA of Adineta steineri, 801 nucleotides long. The record is from the annotation of a GenBank genome assembly. Lineage: Eukaryota; Metazoa; Rotifera; Eurotatoria; Adinetida; Adinetidae.